UCACGAGCCAAUACUGUCAUUUUAAUUGCUCAAUUAAGAAAUGCAAAUAUUAUUAAAUUAGUUUAAAUAUCGUACCGCAAUCCUCAUUUUCAAGAAAUGUAAAAUUUUAUGUGAAAUACUUGACUCGGGCCAUGGAGUGAUACAUAAAAUUAUAACACUGCAAAAGUGACCUCGUCUCACCGUAUCGAAGGACUGUGCAAUUGUUUAGGUAUGUCGGUUUGGUCAGGCAGUACAGUCCCAGGCCCACCCAAUCGUUACUCUCAGUCUAGUAACUGGUGCCCAAAAAUGAGCAAGUGAAAUUGAUGUGAGAUUUGCAAAGCCUUAAAAUUUGGUUUUGUACUACACGGAGGCUGCUACUAGUCCUUCUUUAAUAAAGACACAAGUGCGUGAUGUCGGGCGAGGCGCCCAUUCAGUCGGACGCGGGGCUUCACACACCCGCGUACCUGUCAUGGCGGAAACUACAACUUAGUCGUGCGAAGCUGAAGGCUUCGAGUAAGACUUCGGCACUGCUCUCUGGAUUCGCUAUGGUAGCCAUGGUUGAAGUGCAACUGAACACAGACCAGACCAGCAAAGUACCCAAAGAGAUGCUUGUCGCGUUCACAGUGUGCACAACUUUACUUGUAGCUGUUCACAUGCUGGCCCUUAUGAUAAGCACAUGUAUCCUACCUAAUAUAGAAGCAGUGGGGAAUCUACACAGCAUAUCUCUGGUACACGAAUCGCCCCAUGAAAGAUUACAUUGGUACAUCGAAAUCGCUUGGGCUUUCUCAACGCUACUCGGACUUAUUCUGUUUCUAGUAGAAAUUGCUAUUCUCUGUUGGGUGAAGUUCUACGAUUUAAGCGAGACUGCCGCCUGGUCAGCCUGCGUCGUACUUAUACCCGUCAUGAUAGUGUUCCUAGCGUUUGCUAUACAUUUCUACAUGUCUUUAGCAACGCAUAAAUAUGAAGUGACCGUCACUGGCAUUAAAGAGCUGGAGUUGCUUAAAGAGCAGAUCGAAAUGGGCGACCAUGAUGGUAGGAUGAAUAAUCUCACAUUACUCGAUCAGAGCAGAGUGGUUUGAAGAAUUAUUGUAUUAAUGAAUAUUAAGGCUAAGCCUUACCUUUCCAGUGUCCGAUUUUGGGAUGUUAUUUACCCUUUUUGACUUGAAUAUACCCACGUUUUUAUUGUUAACGCGUAGAAUGUAGGAAAGUACUUAUUUAUCAAUAAUAAAAGUGUACUUAUAUAAGUGCCAAUUUUGCAAUAUUAUACUUAAUUCGGGUAUAUUAGAGUUAGGUUGAGCAUUGGACGUAAUAAUGUCGAUAAUAGUAAUUAUAUUUCUUACAAAAUAAUAAUAUGUCGAUUGUGUGUAGUGAUUGCCUGAGAAAAUGCCAAUAUCAGGCGGUUUACUUUGCAUUCUCUUUAAAAGCCAAUAAAAUAAAAUAUUUGUUUUAGCCAGUCUAAG
Messenger RNA from Leguminivora glycinivorella, 1439 nucleotides. It is a transcript of the gene Orai, whose product is annotated as calcium release-activated calcium channel protein 1. The record is from RefSeq and is a predicted model, not a curated record. Gene Ontology annotation, biological process: store-operated calcium entry. The transcript is spliced from 4 exons. The coding region runs from base 390 to 1058 and encodes 222 amino acids. Gene Ontology annotation, molecular function: store-operated calcium channel activity. Gene Ontology annotation, cellular component: membrane. Lineage: Eukaryota; Metazoa; Arthropoda; Insecta; Lepidoptera; Tortricidae.